Molecule: messenger RNA, 288 nt
Organism: Symbiodinium necroappetens
Lineage: Eukaryota; Dinophyceae; Suessiales; Symbiodiniaceae
Source: the annotation of a GenBank genome assembly
AUGCGAGCCCACGGGCAGAUCGUCAAACGCCACUGGGGUAAGCUCAGUUGCGAGGAGAUGCUCCACAGGAAGUCCUUUGCCUUCCAAAUCGACCUUUCAAGUGGUCAAGACUUCUGGAAAUCAGUGGAAGUGCACCAAAGCGUGCGAAACCGAUUUUGGUAUUUUACGUUCGCGGCGUGCGACGUGGACAUCGAAAUCGCUCCCUCCUUCGAGAUCCAUGCGGUCAACUCGCGGCAGGGUUUCGAGGAAGAGUUCGGCAUGGACCAGCGCGGAACGCUGCUGCUGCAG